UCUUUUCCGCUGAACUGUCAAAAACUUGAUAAUUCGCAAUGGCCAAGUCAAAGAAUCACACAAAUCACAACCAGAACAGAAAGGCUCAUCGCAAUGGCAUCAAGCGCCCAAUGCGUAAGCGCCACGAGUCCACUCUGGGCAUGGAUGUCAAGUUCCUGAUCAAUCAGCGAUAUGCGCGCAAGGGCAACCUUUCCCGCGUCGAGGCAGUCAAGCGCUACGAGGAGCGCGUUGCCGCCCAGCAAGGCAAGCCCAAGCCCGUUCAAUUGUAAAUUCCAGGCCGCAUUCGUUCUUGAUUUGAGUGAAUACGCGUCUUAGAAUAAAUGAAAAAAACAUUUUAACAAAA
Drosophila innubila is the source of this 343-nucleotide messenger RNA. It is a transcript of the gene RpL29, whose product is annotated as 60S ribosomal protein L29. The coding region runs from base 39 to 269 and encodes 76 amino acids. The record is from RefSeq and is a predicted model, not a curated record. Gene Ontology annotation, cellular component: cytosolic large ribosomal subunit; ribosome. NCBI's taxonomy places the organism in Eukaryota, Metazoa, Arthropoda, Insecta, Diptera, Drosophilidae. Gene Ontology annotation, biological process: cytoplasmic translation. Gene Ontology annotation, molecular function: structural constituent of ribosome. The transcript has 3 exons.